AAUCAAACAAGGAAAAUAAGAAACAAGAACAACUAGGGUUUCGUUAACCUAGCUUGUUUUUUAUUUUUAUGUUCUAUGAAGAUAACAACUUUCAUCAUAAGAUCUUUAUCAUUGUUAUCUAUGAUCUAUCAAAUGCAAAGUCUUUUGACAUUGAUAGAUAUAUAAAUGAUACCUUUUGAACUUUUCUCAAGACACCAUUCCGUUUGAUUUUUUGCUAUCUUUCUUUCUAUUCAACAAAAUGAUUUCGCUAAGUUUCAUCGUUCGUCUAGCAAACCAGGAGAACAGACGAAACAGAAGGUACGAAACUAACAUUAAGGAUCGUCUUAUCUCGGGGGAGUUAUCGGACGGUAGCAGACCAGCCAGAGAUCAAAACGAUGUCCCGAGAGGGCAUCUUGCGGUCUAUGUGGGACGCGAAGAGAGGCAAAGGUUUGUGAUACCGACCAAGUAUCUUCAAUAUCCUGAAUUUAGGACUUUGAUGGAUGAAGUAGCGGACGAGUUUGGGUACGAUCAUGAAGGAGGGAUUCAUAUUCCUUGUGAAGAAAGUGUUUUUGAAGAGAUUUUGAUUAGAUACAUGUCUUGUGACAAGAAGAAAUAAGUGUACAUACAAUACAAAUAUAUAAAUCAUUUUUAAAAUA
Messenger RNA from Arabidopsis lyrata subsp. lyrata, 635 nucleotides. RefSeq names its product auxin-induced protein X15. Gene Ontology annotation, biological process: response to auxin. The coding region runs from base 239 to 595 and encodes 118 amino acids. Lineage: Eukaryota; Viridiplantae; Streptophyta; Magnoliopsida; Brassicales; Brassicaceae. The record is from RefSeq and is a predicted model, not a curated record. The transcript has a single exon.